Molecule: messenger RNA, 872 nt
Organism: Lepidothrix coronata (blue-crowned manakin)
Lineage: Eukaryota; Metazoa; Chordata; Aves; Passeriformes; Pipridae
Product: rhodopsin kinase-like
Exons: 2
Biological process (GO): regulation of signal transduction; protein phosphorylation
Cellular component (GO): cytoplasm
Molecular function (GO): ATP binding; protein kinase activity
Source: RefSeq, a predicted model, not a curated record
CCCAAAGGCGGCCAUGACACCCCCAAUGGCAGCCAUGACACCCCGAACGACAGCCAUGACACCCCCAAUGGCGGCCAUGACACCUCCCUGACACCCCCAAAGGCGGCCAUGACACCUCCAUGAUACGCCCAACGGCGGCCAUGACACCUUCCUGACACCCCCAAUGGCAGCCAUGAUGCCCCCAAUGGCGGCCAUGACACCCCCAACGGCGGCCAUGACACCCCUAAAAGCGACCACGGGCAGCCAUGACCCCCCUGAAAACCACCCCACCGCCCCUCACCGCCCCCUCCCUCGCCCCUCCCGCCCCUCAGGCUCCGCCAUCCCGGGCGACGCCUUCGCGCAGGCGCGGCGGGAGCUGCUGGAGCACCUGGAGGCGGCGGCCUGGGGGCCGUACCGGGCCUCGCCCGAGUUCGGGCGCUACGUGCAGUUCAAGUGGCUCGAGGGGCAGCCCGUGGGCGCCGACGCCUUCGUGGAGUUCCGCGUGCUGGGCAAGGGCGGCUUCGGCGAGGUCUGCGCCUGCCAGCGCCGCGCCACCGGCAAGAUGUACGCCAACAAGCGCCUCAACAAGAAACGCCUCAAGAAGCGCAAGGGAUACGAGGUGGGGGCGCUUUGCGUGUCCCCGGCGUGUCCCCACAUCCUUGGCACGUCCCCACCACGUCCCCACCACGUCCCCGGUGCCCUGAGCGUGCCCCCGCGGCGCCGUUGGCGCGCCAGGUUCCACAUCUACAACGUGGACGAGGAGAACCCGGGGUUCGCGGAGCCGCGCACGGUGUUCUACACGGCGCAGAUCCUGCUGGGGCUGGAGCACCUCCACCAGCACCGCAUCGUCUACCGGGACCUCAAGCCGGAGAACGUCCUGCUCGACGACGCCG